AGAUGUGCAUGUCAAAGUACUGAUUGUCCAUUCAUACCAAAACACAGAUUAAUAUACGCUACUUUAGUUUCAGGGACUAGUUAAGACUUAUUGCUUUCCCCAGUGUGUUUUCAGGUAUGUGUGCGUGUGUGUGUGUGUGUGUGUGUGUGUGUGUGUGUGUGUGUGUGUGUGUGUGUGUGUGUGUGUGUGUGUGUGUGUGUGUGUGUGUGUGUGUGUGUGUGUGUGUGUGUGUGUGUGUGUGUGGUUGAAGAAAAGAGAGAAAGUGAUAAAAGAGAGAAACUCUGUCGUAGUAGCUGGAGGGAGUGGCUUCAAGUUGCUGCUUGCCUAGAGAUUUAGCAACUACACCCAGCAAUUUUCAGAGCUAACUUACACAAAUAGAGGUGUGCAGGCAUUGUGUCCUUCAAGGAACUAGAAAAUCAUGGAUUACACAAAUUUUUUUAUCUUUCUUGGUUCCUUAGUGGUACUUCACUAUGCGGUAAAACUGCUGUCUUUUAUAAGGAUGCUUUGUCCCAAAUUCUUCUUUCCAUUGCCCAAGUCAUUCCUCAGAUCCAUGGGAGAGUGGGCAGUUGUGACCGGUGGAUCAGAGGGGAUAGGAAGAGCAUAUGCCUUUGAGCUGGCCAGACACGGGAUGAACGUCAUAAUUCUCAGCAGAAGCAAAGACAAACUGGAGCGUACAGCCAAAGAGAUCGAAGAAGAAACUGGCAAGAGGGUGAAAGUGUUGGUGGCUGACUUCUCACGUGAUGAUGUAUAUACGGAGAUUGAAGACAACCUUAAAGACCUAGAGAUUGGUGUUCUUGUCAAUAACGUUGGCAUUCUCCCCUCCAUGAUCCCUUCAAAAUUCCUGGAGACCAAAAACUUAAAUCAGACAAUGACUAAUGUCAUAAAUUGCAAUAUGAGAGCUAUGGCAGAGAUGUUCAGAAUAUGUCUUCCUGGCAUGGAGAAAAGAGGAAAGGGAGUGAUUGUGAAUCUUUCCUCAGGAGUGGCCACUAUUCCUUGUCCUCUAUAUAGCCUCUACAGCGCAUCUAAGGUGUUUGUCGAAAGAUUUUCUCUUUGCCUUCAGGCUGAAUACAGUGCCAAAGGAAUUAUUAUACAGGCAAUAGCUCCAUUCUCAGUGUCCACUGCCAUGAUAGGCUUCCAGAAAGGCGGGCUGUCAAUUCUUCCGGAAGACUUUGUGAGAACCUCUCUGCAGUAUCUAAAGGCUGGAGGCAAAAUCAACGGCAGCGUUGGCCACACCUUCAUGGGUUGGCUCCUAGAGUCUCUUCCCUCUGGGAUUCUCCACUCUGAAGCUAUGCAGGAAGGUUUUAUAGCCUAUGUCAAGAAAGCUGUCGCAGGUUAACGGCAUUCAUCUGUAAAAAAGCCUCAAGUCGGGGAGAGCUUUGUGCCCGCUGCCAACAUUGCCCUCAACAAACUCACUGCCUGAUGUUUCAUGUGCUGUUUAUACACUGCUCCAAAAGACGACCGUCGCUUUUAAUGGCUAUGUAUGUUUCCGUUGUCCCCCAAUGGCUGCCCCCUCCCUUCCAUCUCAUCCUGACUUCAACCUCGUCCAUCUGAAUGCACUGUCCAUCUCCAAUAAAGCAUCGCUAAUCAAUGUCAUCCUGCAGAAGAAUACAGGCAUCUUUUAUCUCUCAGAGACUGGGCAAAAACCUGGCGAUAACAUACAACCCCUGGUUGUAGGUACUUAGCUAAACCCAGACCCUGCUCUAAAAAUGGCUCCAGUUACCCCCAUUUUAAAGAAGCCCAACUCAGAUCCCAAUACCCUGUCCAACUACCGUCCUAUUUCAAACCUCCCCUUCCUGGCUAAAUUACUGGAAAAAGUGGACUUUUCAACUUCAGUACUUUCUCAACGACAAUUAACUUUAUGAGCACUUCCAAUCUGGUUUCUGUACACAUCACAGCCCAGACACUGCACACCUUCAAGUCGUAAACGACCCUCUCCGGUCUGUUGAUAACGGUUCCCCAAACAUUCUAAUCUUGGACUUCAGCGGUGCAUUCGACACUGUCAACCAUAAUGUGCUCAUCACCCGCCUGUCAGCUCUGGGUAUCUCAGACAUAGUCCUCCACUGGUUCCGGUCCUACCUCUCCAACAGACAACAGUUUGUCACUCUGGGCCCUCAUAAGUCUUCCACAUCCCCUGUCACUUGUGGUGUCCCUCAGGGUUCUGUUCUUGGGCCUCUCCUCUUCCUCAUAUACAUCCUUCCCCUUGGCUAAAUCAUCCGUGGACAUGGCCUUCAAUUCCAUUGCUACGCUGAUGACAUCCAUCUAAACCUCAUUACAGCCACCUCCACUGAUCCUUUUCCCAGCUCACUCAUUGACUGCCUAUCCGACUCUGGAUGCACUAUAACUUUCUCAGACUCAACACAGAUAAAACAGAAAUCCUCCUCAUCAAUCCCAAAUCUCAACGUUCCAAAUCACAUAGUCUCAGUUUGAACAUUGAUGGAACACUUGUACAAUCCGUUUCCGUUGUCAGAAACCUCAGCAUACUGCUUGACCCCUCACUCAAUUUCGAUCCACAAAUUAAAUCCCUCAAUAAGACUGCAUUCUUCCACCUCCGUAACAUAGCCCGUAUUUGGCCCUUCCUCUCUACCUCUGAUGUACUUACCCUGGUUCACUCCUUCAUUGCCUCAUGUUUAGACUACUGCAACUCCCUCUUUAUCGGCCUCCCAACUAAAUCAUUUUAAAGGGACACUGUGUAAAAAUUACUCCCAUCUAGUGGUACAAUUGUAUAUUGCAUUCAAACUAAUAGUGCUCGGUUGUUUAAAAACUACGGUGGGCAGUAUGUGCCAAGAAGCUGUGUCAUGACAUCCAAUACUACCUCAUCGAGUCAUUCGAGUGAUGAUGAGGUUUGUUAUUUCAAACAAAUUUCAAACUGCAUUGAAUCAUUAGUUUAAGCUAAUGAUGUAUGAGUAUGAGUAAUGAGUAAUUAUUCCUCGAGCAAGAUAGUGAAUUAUUUCAGUCAUCAUUCACGCUGGCUCAGAGUGAAAACGCGUUUGCAUUUCCGGUACCACGUAGUGCUUUUUGUCCCUCUCGGCAGUUCAUAGAACGGAAGAACAUGGAAGCCUCCAUGAAGCUUACCCGUCCUAUGUAACAUACAUAUUAAUUAUUCUUCGCUUAGGAGGAUAAGUGAGAUUUUUGGCAGAGAUAAUUUUACACCAAUUAGGACUUAUUUAUGAAUGAAUACGUUGAUUUGAGGAAAUAAAUGACUUUAAAUAUUACACAGUGUCCGUUUAAUGAUUGCAAUAUAUUCAAAAUUCAGCAGCCAGGCUACUCACUCACACCAAGCGAUCUGCUAACGUCACCACUAUUCUAUCUCAGCUACACUGGUUACCGGUUCUGUCCCGAAUCAGAUUCAAAAUGCUUCUUCUCACCUACAAAGCCCUCCAUGACCUUGCUCCUCCUUACCUCUGUGACCUUCUGACCCCUUAUGCUCCAACCCGCUCGAUAAUCUGACCACAAUCUCCUCUCCGUCUCCCGGACCAGACUUUCUACCCUGGGUGGCAGGUCUUUCAGUGCCAUGGCACUCAACCUCGGGAACUCCCUUCCUCCAUCCCUCCGUGACUGUCUCUUUAUUUUAUCUUUAUUUGUGUUGUUGGGCUGUCUUGUUCUCGCCCGGGGAGCAGGUGGGGGUUUCAGGUGCCUUGCUCAAGGCCACCUCAUCCGUGGAUGAGGACGUAGGAGAGUGCUGCACAACUAUUCCCCCCGUCCACAUUUCUACCUACCAGUCGGGAUUCAAACCGGCCGGCGUCCGGUUACCAGUCCAACUCCUUAACCAGUAAGCCACGGAUGCCUAAAAAGGCCAUAAAGCAACCAUUCAGAUUGUGUGUGCCAAGCCUGUUCCAGGCUGACUAUCUACAUACUGUAUAUCAUUUUUUUGUUGAUUAGGCAAUACAUACAAUUAUGUUUGGUUUUGUUACUUUUGUGUGAGUAUGUCUUCAUAUAUAUAACCAUCCACAUCUUGGAUGGCAAUAUCUACAGAUCUUGUGCCAAUAAAAUGCUUUUGUCAAUGACCUACAAUGACCAUAAGGAGGUGUGUAUUUAUUAUAGGGAUAUCAAUAUUAGUUUAGCUCCACACACUUUCCAGUCCUGGGUGAGUAGAAUGUGGAGUUGCAUGUCUUUAAGUAUAAGUAAAGUAUACGGUGUGUGUGUGUGUGUGUGUGUGUGUGUGUGUGUGUGUGUGUGUGUGUGUGUGUGUGUGUGUGUGUGUGUGUGUGUGUGUGUGUGUGUGUGUGUGUGUGCGUGUGUGCGUGUGUGUGUGUGUGUGUGUGAAUGAGUGUGAGGGGAAGUGAGAAAAACAAUUGUUUGUGUAUGAUGGACAAAUAUAAUGUGUGCACGGUUGUGCAUGCCUCAAUGUUUAGAGGUCAUAAAUCUCUUAGGUUAAUCGCCACUUUAUCUGCUCAAAGAGUGGCCAGGUUGUUCUCUUUCGCUCCCCGUCACACGCCAUGCACGCUGUGAAGGAAACACACAAUCACACACACAAAGACGCUGUGUGCGUCCACACAGCACACCUGCAGUGGCCAUUAGCAGCAACCUCCUUCCUCCAGGAUUAAGGGACUGUUUAAACAGAUGGCUAGAUGUCCAGCAGCAGAAGUCUGCUGUGUCAGUCCCCAACAAUCACCCUGGAGCAGAUGAUGAGGACAGAGCCUUGGGCCAGAAUUGUUUCACGUUUUGUUUUGUUUUUGUUGUUUUGGAAAAAUGUAGAGAGAAAAGAAUGGAUCCAUCUUUUAUGUUGGUGCAUCCGGAACAUGAAAAUAUACAAUCCUCCUUUGUUUCUGACAAUAGAAAAGCUGCACGAUAUAGGUGGGCUUAUGCUUAUUUAGUAGAUAAUUGGUGCAUGUUUAUGCACCAAUUGUGCACAAUUCGUUUCAGAGAUCCUGGUUUGGCAGAUAUCAUACAAAAAAACUGAACAUACCUGUUAUGACUGUCCAGCGCCACUUAGUGUUCAUCUGUGGAACUUGCUUGAUUGUGUAGCAUUACUGAAUGAAACCAACUAAGUUCAUACAUAUUUGAUUAUAUAUAUUUGACUGAAAUAUACAUGAUUUGUAUUGUAUGCUACUGUUAAGCAAUAAAUUAUUUCACCAUGA
This is a messenger RNA of Gadus macrocephalus (Pacific cod), 5078 nucleotides long. It is a transcript of the gene hsd17b3, whose product is annotated as hydroxysteroid (17-beta) dehydrogenase 3. The record is from RefSeq and is a predicted model, not a curated record. The coding region runs from base 419 to 1336 and encodes 305 amino acids. Gene Ontology annotation, molecular function: testosterone dehydrogenase (NADP+) activity. Lineage: Eukaryota; Metazoa; Chordata; Actinopteri; Gadiformes; Gadidae. Gene Ontology annotation, cellular component: endoplasmic reticulum. The transcript has 12 exons.